ACAAACACAUAAUCUGGUAAAUUGGUAUUAUGAAAGACGAAAUAUGUCAGUUCUAUAGAUUGUUGGCAGAUAGAACUAUAAAAAAAGGUUUCCGAAAAGAAGCCUGUUACGUCGUACCCAGUGGAGUAUUUAUAAAAUGCUAUUUAAUCUUUAACAAACACAAAUUGAACUAAAGCGGUUUGCGUUUUUGGAUAUUUAUCUUCCCUGUUUAUAGAAGGCUACACAGUAAUAAUAGAAUAGUAAGACACGUAGAGUGAAUUACGCAAGCAAAAUGCUGUUCAUGCUGGGCAUGACUUUGAUCCUCUUCACGGGCGUGGUUACCGGCUAUAUAGAGAUACUAAGCGGUGACUUCUACAUAGAGGGUGUGUUUACUCUGUAUGCAGGACAUGGCGGUGAGCCUUGCGCGCGGCUGGUUCCACGAUCUGUACAACAUCUUGAGGCAGUCCGUUACCGGAUACAGCAAACGUCAACCUUUAAAAUAGGUCUGCGAGUCCAUGCAACGUGCGGAAACGUCAGUAGGGCACAGGAAAUAGCGUACAACAUCUCACAAAUGUUGGGAGACCCGCAUUCGAAGUCGAUUGCCGUUAUUGGACCAGAAUCAAACGAAGAUACCGAGGUGGUAUCUCGCCUUCUUAGCGCAUUACCACCUUCAUUCCGACCCAUGCAGAUAUCAUUCAGCGCAGACAGCAAUAUGUUUGACAAUAGAGAAAUAUAUAAGAAUUUCUUCCGUGUUAUUCCUACUGAAAUGGCAAAGUCAACGGCCAUUGUGGAGUUUAUGUCGGGUAUGUUGUGGACCUACAUGGCCAUCAUUCAUGACAACACUACACAUUCUGUGUCCAUGGUUACAAACAUACAGUCAUUGCAUGGCAACGAUGGACGCUAUAUCUGCUUUCCUCAUGUGUUAUCCAGACCGGCAGACACGUCUAGAGAUAUUACCGAAGAUCUAGAGGACAUUUUAUUUGGCGUGAAAAGUACGAGAGGGUUGAUUAUCAUAGGUGAUACAAAUUUGAUAAGCAGUGUCAUGGCAGGCCUCGAUAAAUUCGAGUUCAAUACGACUGACAACAAUUAUACGCGGCCCGUGAUUAUUGUUGUAGAGAAUGAGCCUUUUUCUGUUCCCGACAUAGCACCAGCUUACAACGCCUCAAAAGGAAUGUAUGCUAUCUCCCCGUCGAUAUUGACAGAUAUUGCAUUUCAAAAGCACUGGAAUGUUUCGCUAACAAACACAAAUUCCUCCGAUAAUUGGUUCGUAAGGAAACUUGCCGAACAGAAAGAAGAUAAUAACACGUCAAAUGCACAAUUAUUUGAUAUUUCACAAUUGUCUAUCUACUCGACAUAUGCUCAGAUUUCAGUUGAUGUAAUUUUAAAAUCGAUGUCCCAACUGUGUCAGGUAUCUUCACAGUGUACUGGUCUCGACACGGCGCAACUAUCGACUACAGCGUCACGUUUGAGUUAUGUGUCUACCAUUGGAAAUAUGCUUAUUUCAUUCGGACCAAAUAUCCCGAAUGCACAACUUACCAUGUCAAAUACGUCGGCAACAUUUUAUGACUUGGACGUGCUGAACAAUAUUCGUAAAUCAGAAACAUCUGCAUUCGGUUUCGAAAAGAUAUUCCAAAUAUCAUCAUACGGAGGAAGUGUUCUUAGUACUAACCGAAUCCAUCAAUAUUAUCGUAACGGAACGGAACAAAGUUAUCCAACUCUUCUGAAGCCACAGUGUCCCGACGGAAGAAAAUGCACAGAGUGUCGUCAAAUAGCGCCAUUGCCUAUUGACGUAACGAAAGGAGACCUGUAUAUAGUCGGCAUAGUUCCGGUGCAUACAGUAUUGGAUGAUGUUUUGACAUGUGGUUCCGUUAAACAGGGUGGUUUAGAUGUUGCGGAGAGCAUAAAGGCGGCAGUAAAAGAGGCGAAACUAUCAUACUCGGAUAAGAUCCCCGAUGCUUCAAUAGGUGUUAUCAUCAUCGACUCGUGUAACAGCCGCCAGAUCGUGGCUGCAAGAUUGUUGCAACUUUUAAAUCAGGGAAUAUAUGAGGACGGUAAAUUUACGGAAGUACGCUCCAAGAUCAUCGGUUACAUAGGGGGAUGGGUUAGCGACAACAGCAUAAUGGUCGCGUCUAUUCUUACACAAAUUAAAUCGGUGCAAAUAUCCUACGGAAGCACAAGCCCAGUUCUAAGCGACCGAACUUUAUAUCCGUACUUUAUGAGAAUGAUCCCAAAUGACCUUCACCAAGGUAGCAAAAUGAUUGAGCUCGUAAAAUCGACUGGCUCAGACUUAAUCCAGAUUUUAUAUUCCGACACGGCAUAUGGACGUGGAGGGAAGGACGUACUAGUAGAGCAUGCUGAUAAGAACGGGAUAUGUGUAGCGCAGAUUAUAAAAGUAGAACAGAAAGCAAACAUAGAUCUUGAAAUGAUUCGAACUCAGUUAACGCAGAAGGGAUUGCCCAAUCUUGUGCUGGUGUUUCUGAGUUCCUUUGACGUUGUAAAAGUAAUUGAAAUAUUGAAGCAGUUGCAGGGCUACACAUUUAUUGCAUCAGAGGGCUGGGGUAACCGAGAUAUUUUAGCGAAUGGCGAAAACCUUGUAGGAUCUAUAACUUUAGCAAAUGAGCUACCUAUACCUGACUAUCUGAAGAAACAUAUUGAAGAGGCUUCCAAACAGAAACAGAAGCAACAGUGGCUAUUGGAGUAUAUGGAGGAUUACUUUGAUUGCUAUUAUGAGUGGAGAUUUGAUAAAACAACACAUAGAAAGCCAUGCAGCGUGGACCAAUACUUGCAAUCCUGUCUUCGUGUCACGGAUACUUGUUUCAAAAUUGAUACUUGGUCACCGUUUGCUGCGAUUGGGGUAGAGACGCUCCUGAAGGGGGCGAAGGAAACAUUACAUCAUUUGUGCAACGGAAACACAAGCACAAUUUGCAAGGAAUACCUCGAGAAACCAGAGACGCUUAUAAACAACAUCAAGAACCAGCAAGUAGCUUACAACCUGAGGUCUCAUAAACAUAUCUUCCACAACACAACACACGACGGGCUAAUUGACUUCGUCACGUACAGAGUAACACAAGACUCCAAAGGCUUAUUCUACGAGGAAAUAGAGACUCCUAAAGAUAUCCCGAAAUCCACGUGCAGUGAAACUUUUCACGAGAGUUGCAAUACCUGCUUCGCUAAAAUGUCAGAAAAACCAGAUGAGAACGGCAGUGGCACGCGUGAAAACAAGAGUUACGUAAUCGCUAUGGGCGUUUUCAUUGGCAUUACGGUUGCUUUGGUGGCGGCAUUAGUAGCAUCAAUCUGUUACUUCCACAGGAGUGAAGGGUCUAACGACACCUACUUGACGCCAUUCGUUGAUGACCCUGGGUACUUGCGACCCAUGGAUAUCAUGCACCGCUCGGUCGACGGUAUAGACCAGUCCUCGCAGAUGGGAGGGGAAAGCUCCGGUAUAAGCGGUUGCAGUGUCAACAAGAUGACAGACGACUCACAUUCAGAUAAAACAGCUGGGAGAAUUUUGGCGAAGCCUUGUUCCGGUAAUGCAACAGUCACGCCUACACACGUUUCCACCGAACAACCAGUGGAGAUUCUUCCUAGCAAUAAUUGUAGCGAAUUCAUGAGGUCGGACUCCGAGCUGCCUUUACCGUUGAAUAAUCUAAAUUUCGGUAAUAUCCCACCCAUUCCAAAACAACAAACGAAAAAUCCGUAUGUGUAGUUUAUUGGUGAAUUAAAAUGCAUGCGACAAAGAAAAAAAACUUGAAUCUAUCGUUCAUAGAAGGUGUUUUGAGAUUUUCACGGCAGUUUGUUAGCCCGUUCUGGCUUUUACUUUAAUCCAAGUUAAGUUUUAUCACAUUCAUAUACUCAUGUACAAUCUGAGAAAAGUAUCAUUGAAAUUAAGAGCCGAAAUAAAAAGCAGACACGUUUCUUGUAUGUCAAUUACUUGAUACAUUUAUUUAUAAGUGAUACUGAAACUUUUUGUAAAGAAAAUGUACGUUUAUAUUUAUGUUGAAUACAAUCUGUUUGAGUGAUGUUUUGUUUGUUUUGACGACAUCUUGUGGUGAACGUCAUGCAACGUAUUAAAUAGUGGAAUGAUUGUUGUGUUAUUAGCUCACCACAUAUUAUUUCUGAAUGUGGAACGUAUUAAUUGAUAUUUUGUUUGUUUGUAUAAAGCUUGUCGCGUAUGAUUAUUAAUUAUCUAUACAUUUGUAUAUGUCUAGGAACAUAUCCAACUUAAUUUGGUUGUAUCAUGUAUUGUUAUUAUUUCUCUUGUGUAUAAGCUUUUCACAUCAAUGUUUAUGGAUACGUUGGUAUGUUAUUUACUGUGUUGUGUUAACAGCAUGUAUCAUACUUUUGUGAAUUGUAGAACGUUAUAAAUAGUAUCAUGUUUUAUGUGUUAAUAGCUUGUCAUAUAGAAUGGUUUAUUAAUCGUUAAGAAACA
Messenger RNA from Dreissena polymorpha, 4408 nucleotides. RefSeq lists its product as uncharacterized. Gene Ontology annotation, biological process: G protein-coupled receptor signaling pathway. Gene Ontology annotation, molecular function: adenylate cyclase inhibiting G protein-coupled glutamate receptor activity. Gene Ontology annotation, cellular component: membrane. The record is from RefSeq and is a predicted model, not a curated record. Lineage: Eukaryota; Metazoa; Mollusca; Bivalvia; Myida; Dreissenidae. The coding region runs from base 272 to 3685 and encodes 1137 amino acids. The transcript is spliced from 11 exons.